AUGACAGCUGGAACUGUUGUCAUAACCGGAGGAAUUCUCGCAACGGUGAUACUUUUGUGUAUCAUAGCAGUGCUCUGUUACUGUAGGCUCCAGUAUUACUGCUGUAAGAGGAAUGAGUCAGAAGGAGACACGGGCUCUGGCUCUCAGCCACAGUUCGCCUGCAAUGCCUGCAGCGCUCCGGGGGUGGACGGGGCGGCCGUCACCCCUCUCUCCCUGUCUCCCGACCCCGCCCCUCCCCGCAGCUACUGCCCCACCUGCUCCCCGUACAGCUCCCCCUUCUACAUCCGCACCACGGACGAGAUGCGCAACGGCGGCGAGCGCAUCACCUACAUGCCCACGCACUACGAGAACCCGUCGCUCUCUCUCACCCUCUCCUCAAUGCACGGCGCCCCGCUGAGCACCCGCAACCCGCCGGACUUCUACACCAACACGCGGGCCAUCAGCACCGAGGUCUGAUCCGCGGACACUUGAGAACCCCCCGUGGUCCUGGUUGCAGAGUUCCUGUCCCUCUCUGUUGUCUGUACCAGUUUAGAGUAGAUGGUGACAGAGGGUUCCGUCAACCCUGAAGACUGUCCCUUGGGGCACCUGAGGUGCCAGCCUCAGACUGCCCCUCCUCUCUCUGCCUCCUGUUGGAUCCCAAUAAACACAUGACCUUUUGAAAAUACAAUAUUAAGGAUAAUGUAUGAGGGCUACUUAUAUUGUUCUUUUAC
This is a messenger RNA of Megalops cyprinoides (Indo-Pacific tarpon), 710 nucleotides long. RefSeq names its product family with sequence similarity 163 member A (gene fam163a). The coding region runs from base 1 to 456 and encodes 151 amino acids. The record is from RefSeq and is a predicted model, not a curated record. The transcript has 2 exons. Lineage: Eukaryota; Metazoa; Chordata; Actinopteri; Elopiformes; Megalopidae.